AUGUGUCCCGGUAGCAGAAUGGACUCACUGGUGGCCGCAGUGCUGCUGCUGCUCGGGGUGUCAGUGUGCAGUACAGCUAGCGGGCUCGGUCAGCGCUGGCCAGUGCCCUAUCGGCGUUUUGACCAUCGUCCUAAAUCUGAUCCAUACUGUCAAGCCAAAUAUACAUUUUGUCCUUCUGGAUAUGCGGAUGGAUCUAUUCCUUUAAUGAAAAAUGAAGACACCAUAGAAGUUCUUCGACUGCAAGCACCUGUUUGGGAAUUCAAAUAUGGAGAUCUGCUAGGGCAUUUUAAAAUUAUGCAUGAUGCCAUUGGAUUCCGAAGUUCAAUAACGGGCAAGAAUUACACAGCAGAAUGGUAUGAACUAUUUCAGCUGGGUAACUGCACGUUCCCUCAUCUCAGGGCGGACGUAGAGGAACCUUUCUGGUGUAAUCAAGGAGCAGCCUGUUUCUAUGAAGGAAUUGACGAUCUGCACUGGACAAGCUAUGGGACUUUAGUUCCAGUGGCAGCAAUCUCAGGUACCAUGUUUAACGAGAUGGCAAAAUGGAUAAAAGAGGAUAACCGCACUGGCAUUUAUUAUGAGACGUGGACUGUGCAGGAAUCGGUGGGAGACAACUCAUCUGUGUGGUUCGAUUCGUAUGACUGCAGCAAGUUUGUGCUUCGAACCUACCAAAAGCUGUCAGAGCUUGGUGCCACCUUCAAGAAGGGCAUACAGACAAAUUACACUCGCUUGUUUUUGUACAGUGGAGAACCUGUAUACCUGGGUAAUGAAAGCUCAAUUUUUGGCACACCUGGGAAUAAGUCACUGACAACUGCUAUUCAUAAAUUUUACUUUCCUUAUAGACCUCAUCAGUCAUUCAAAGAACUCCUCCUGAGUAUUGCAGAUAUAUAUGGGAAAGUAGUUAUAGAUAAAACAUUUUAUCUGUACUAUAACUUUGAAUACUGGUAUUUACCUAUGAAGUCACCUUAUAUUAAGAUAAUUUAUGAGGAAAUCCCUCUGCCAUCAAGAUAGUUUUGAUUUGCACAUCUCUCAAGUAUAGAUUUUUACUUCUGUUUUAUUAUUUAAAAAAAAAAUUCAGUGUAGUAACUUAAAGGACUAGAAAAUAUCCAAUACGCAUAUAAGCAAUUUUUUAAUUCAACUGCAACCAAGAUUUCUAACAACUACUGUGAUCUCUAGAACAGCUGUAAGAUGGAAGAGAUGAAACGCGUAGCUUGGCUUCCUGCAAUCAUCUGACAUUGCAUCGGAGGAGGGAUUCACCUGCCAUACUUUUUCACAUUUGUUCAUUGAGGGAAGAGAUCUGACCAUUGCUAAAAGCAGAUGUUGUUGAGAUAAGCUUAUUUUAAUCUUGUUUUUAAUAUGUAUACUGUUAACAUGUGACACAAACUACUGUGAGGUGGCAUUCAUGUUAUGUUUUCGGGAAGUUGUUCUUCUUCUUCUAGAGCUUGCAGUAUUUAUUAGUAACUGGAUAUUUUGGUGGAAGCAAGUAAGCACAUGCUCGAGGAAUAUUCACUAGCACUAUAAAUUACUACACUGUUGGGCUCUAUCCUUUUGUUUCACUUUGGACUUAAAAGGAUCAAGACGUCGUGGACAGAUCCUAGGAGAAGCAUUUGUUGUGGAACAUUGAUAUUGCUGCUUUUAUUAAUCUCAAAUUUUAAUCACCGUAUGGAAAUAUUGUUGUUGCAUUGUUUGAAUUGCUUUUUCUCUGAAACUUGUUCAUGCUUUCAAACUGAGUAUAUACAGAUAAUAAUGUGUAUAUAAUGUAGGUAUGUCCUUGUUGCUGGAGUACAAUUGCACCUGUGUUUAUAACAAAAAUACUUUUUAAAAAUGUUUUAAAUAAUUUGAA
Pseudophryne corroboree (corroboree frog) is the source of this 1840-nucleotide messenger RNA. RefSeq names its product CLN5 intracellular trafficking protein (gene CLN5). Gene Ontology annotation, cellular component: lysosomal membrane; lysosome. Gene Ontology annotation, biological process: lysosome organization. Gene Ontology annotation, molecular function: hydrolase activity, acting on glycosyl bonds. The transcript is spliced from 4 exons. NCBI's taxonomy places the organism in Eukaryota, Metazoa, Chordata, Amphibia, Anura, Myobatrachidae. The record is from RefSeq and is a predicted model, not a curated record. Bases 1 to 1008 code for a protein of 335 amino acids.